This is a messenger RNA of Dermochelys coriacea (leatherback sea turtle), 2401 nucleotides long. RefSeq names its product karyopherin subunit alpha 2 (gene KPNA2). Gene Ontology annotation, cellular component: nucleus; cytoplasm. Lineage: Eukaryota; Metazoa; Chordata; Testudines; Dermochelyidae. The transcript is spliced from 12 exons. The coding region runs from base 295 to 1884 and encodes 529 amino acids. The record is from RefSeq and is a predicted model, not a curated record. Gene Ontology annotation, biological process: NLS-bearing protein import into nucleus. Gene Ontology annotation, molecular function: protein binding; nuclear import signal receptor activity.
AGGGGCGGGGACAGCGGCAACGUGUUCGCUGGUGGCCUGGGUGAGUCAGUCAGCGCGCCGGUGUGGUAGCAGCUGCAGAGACGGGAAGCGGUUUCUGUUCCUUCGUAAGGAGCUGAGAGGUGCACCCCGUUAUAAAUGUAGCGGCUGCACUGUGCUUGGGGUGUGUCUGUGAAAUGGCUAUCUCCAUUUAAAAGGCCAUUAUCAACUCUAACUCACUUUACGGGAUUAACUGGAUGUCAAAUCUGUUUCAGGUCUCUUUCAUUGGUAUUGCCUGAGGUCUGACUCCUCUAAAAGAUGUCUACCAAUGAGAAUGCUAGUGCAGCAGUUGCCCGUCUGAACAGAUUCAAGAAUAAGGGAAAAGACACUACAGAAAUGAGGAGGCGGCGGAUUGAAGUCAAUGUAGAGCUGAGGAAAGCUAAGAAAGAUGAUCAGAUGCUUAAAAGAAGAAAUGUCAGUACUCUCCCAGAUGAUGCCACUUCACCUCUUCAGGAAAACCGGAACAAUCAAGCCACUGCACACUGGUCUGUUGAGGAAAUUGUCAAAGGAAUUAACAGUAAUAAUUUGGAGCUUCAGUUGCAGGCAACUCAGGCUGCCAGGAAACUCCUUUCCAGAGAGAAGCAGCCCCCCAUAGACCAUAUAAUACGGGCUGGUUUGAUUCCAAAAUUUGUCUCCUUUUUGGGUAGAGCAGAUUGUAGCCCUAUUCAAUUUGAAUCUGCUUGGGCGCUUACCAACAUCGCUUCUGGCACAUCGGAGCAAACCAAGGCUGUGGUGGAUGGUGGGGCUAUACCAGCCUUUAUAUCCCUGUUGGCUUCGUCCCAUACUCACAUCAGUGAACAGGCCGUGUGGGCUUUAGGAAACAUUGCAGGUGAUGGUUCAGCCUACAGAGACCUAGUUAUUAAGUACGGUGCUAUUGACCCACUGUUGGCUCUACUUGCUGUGCCUGAUAUAUCUUCUCUAGCAUCUGGAUACUUGCGCAAUCUUACCUGGACCCUCUCAAACCUGUGUCGCAAUAAGAAUCCUGCACCACCCAUAGAAGCUAUUGAGCAGAUCCUACCUACCCUAGUUCGUCUAUUGCACCAUGAUGACCAUGAGGUCUUGGCAGAUACCUGCUGGGCAAUCUCUUACCUUACUGAUGGUUCUAAUGAUAGAAUUGAAGUAGUAGUGAAAACUGGACUGGUGCCACAGCUUGUGAAGCUCCUGGGAUGUGGUGAACUGCCAAUAAUGACUCCAUCAUUAAGAGCUAUAGGAAACAUUGUCACUGGCACCGAUGACCAAACACAGAUUGUUAUUGAAUCAGGAGCACUAACUGUCUUUCCAAGCCUGCUCUCUCACCACAAAAAUAACAUCCAAAAAGAAGCAGCAUGGACCAUGUCCAACAUUACUGCUGGCCGUCGGGACCAGAUCCAGCAAGUUGUGGAUCAUGGACUUGUUCCAUAUCUCAUUGGAAUUCUGAAAAAGGGGGACUUCAAAUCACAAAAAGAAGCUGUAUGGGCUGUGACCAACUACACAAGUGGUGGAACAAUUGAUCAGAUUGUAUACCUUGUUCAGGCUGGUGUUGUAGAACCUUUACUGAACCUCUUGUCAGCCAAGGACAGCAAAACUGUGCUAGUUAUUCUGGAUGCUAUUACUAAUAUCUUCUUGGCUGCUGAGAAAAUCGGUGAGACUGAAAGACUCUGUCUCAUGAUUGAAGAGUGUGGAGGUCUAGACAAAAUUGAAGCUCUCCAGUCCCAUGAAAAUGAACUGGUGUACAAGGCCUCCUCAAGCCUGAUUGAGAAGUAUUUCUCAGCAGAGGAAGAGGAAGACCAAAAUGUUGUGCCAGACUCUACUGUUGAUAGCUACACCUUCCAGAUUCAGGGAAGUACUCCUGACACUUUCAACUUCUAGACUUUUCAUACAUUCCAGCCAGCUUCAAAAGUCUCUUGGUUACCCAUCUGACUACUGCCUUCUAUUUGUCUUAAUGUCUCUACUUAUCUUUUUUUACUGUUUUUGUGACUUGUAAUGUAGCACUUUGUAUAACUGAAGCAUACUUGAACAGUUCAAAACAGUGUACAUACUGUGUGAAUUACUUACUGUAAAUCUCGAUCUUUCUACCUGAGUCUUGAAGUACACAUGUAAAUACUCUUCUUCUUCUUUCCUUUUUUGGGCUCUUGUGAUGUCAGUGGAAGGCUGUGCCAAUAUAGCCUUCGUGCUGUUUGGGAUAAGGGAGGUAUUGGUUUCUUGAUGUAACAUCUAUGUACAUGCAAGGAAUUUGGAGGCUUAACAAGUCAUGCAGCCUUCUCUCAGAGCAGGAGCCACUGCCAUUCACUCUAUCCCCGAUCACAGUGAAAUCAUCAAUGGAGUGUGAAUUGGGUUUUAAAGAGAACUGGUGCUCAGAAUUUAAUAAAAUCGUAUCAGAACACAA